Molecule: messenger RNA, 408 nt
Organism: Wickerhamiella sorbophila
Lineage: Eukaryota; Fungi; Ascomycota; Dipodascomycetes; Dipodascales; Trichomonascaceae
Product: Histone H2A.Z
Exons: 1
Coding region: 1-408 (135 amino acids)
Cellular component (GO): nucleosome
Molecular function (GO): DNA binding; protein heterodimerization activity; structural constituent of chromatin
Source: RefSeq, a predicted model, not a curated record
AUGUCGGGUGGCAAAGGAAAAGGAGGCAAGGGAAAGAGUGGUGGAACUCGUACGGCCAUGUCGCACAGUGCGCGUGCGGGUCUGAACUUCCCUGUCGGACGUAUUAAGCGUUUCUUGAAGCGAUCGGUCCAGAAUAAGAUUCGUGUCGGAGCGAAGGCUGCUAUUUAUUUGGCCGCGGUUAUGGAAUACUUGACCGCUGAGGUCCUGGAAUUGGCUGGUAACGCCGCCAAAGAUUUGAACGUCAAGCGUAUUACUCCUCGUCAUCUUCAGCUUGCCAUUCGUGGCGACGAGGAGCUGGACACUCUGAUUCGGGCAACUAUUGCCUACGGUGGUGUUAUGCCGCACAUUAACCAGAACCGUUUGCUCAAGGUCGAGUUGUCAAAGAGCUCUAAACACUCUGCUCAGUAG